Microplitis demolitor is the source of this 2509-nucleotide messenger RNA. It is a transcript of the gene Cln3, whose product is annotated as battenin. The transcript is spliced from 8 exons. Gene Ontology annotation, biological process: regulation of intracellular pH; lysosome organization. Gene Ontology annotation, cellular component: lysosome; membrane. The record is from RefSeq and is a predicted model, not a curated record. NCBI's taxonomy places the organism in Eukaryota, Metazoa, Arthropoda, Insecta, Hymenoptera, Braconidae. The coding region runs from base 899 to 2125 and encodes 408 amino acids.
ACGAAAUGUUCCGCCAUAUUUACAAGCGCCCUUGAUUACCUGCCCCCUAUAGGUACUCAGUAACGUAUUUUUAAAAUAUUUCUCAGGAAAACUAAUGCAUAUAUCUGCAAUCAGAAACUGACACGUGGCUCUUAUUGAACAAUAAGCAAUUAGGGAAAAAUAUCUAUAGACAUUUGUAUACAAUUACGUAUGACGCACUUCGGUGACAACCACGCCUAUUAAGCCUCCGGCUCAGGUAUAAAUCGUCACAAGUCGUGUCUUAUACACAAUCGCACUAAAUGUUUAAACAACUAUUAUAAGUGAUACAUCACAGCUAAUAUAUUUAUUAAUCUACCAACAAAAUAUUUAAAAUUAUAACAAUAAAAAAAAAAAAUUACUAGUUUUUUUUUCAUCUAAAGAAUUUAAUUAACUUGAGUGCAAAAAUCCAUUGAUAUAUUUUUAUUUAAAUCCGAAUGUCAACGUUCCUGAUUUGAUAACCAUUAAUUAUAAAAUUACUUCUUGCUUAUUAAUUUUAUAAUCACUUGUCAAUUAUCUUUAUCAGCUCGUAUGAUUUAUAAAUAGUAGUAAAUGUGAACACAGUGUUAAGUGAUGUUUAAGAAACCGCGUAUUUUUUUUAAAAUUAAUAUAAAUGUAUAUAUUUGUAUGUGUACAUACAAUAUAUAUAAUAUAUAGACAUGUGUAUACAUAAAAACAGAUUGUCGGUUUCUGAAUAGCCAGUAACGAUAACGACACUCAGUGUCCGCGUUUCAUUUGAAACGGCUGGAUGUGCGUUCGAGACAAGGCCGUGUUUAUAAUUAUAAAUUAUCACGUUUUAAAUUAUCAUUAUAACAUAAUUAAUUGAAUUGUUAAAUAUUACUACAUAGUUGAUACAAUAAUUACCUGUACGAUAGUACUUAAAAUGGACGUUGUCACAGCUAAAUCCACGGUCAAGGAUGAAUUAGGAGGAACAAGAGCUGCAAGAUGGAGGAACUUCAUAGCAUUUUGGCUGAUUGGACUUUGCAAUAAUUAUGGAUACGUUGUAAUGUUGAGUGCAGCUCAUGAUAUUCUAAAAGAAAAAUUUUCCUCACCUGAGACAUCGGCAACGACAAAUGAUAUGACGGUCGACAACCCACGUGGAUGCAAUGAAAUAUCGACAGGUGCUAUAUUAUUAGCUGAUAUACUUCCCUGUCUGUUAAUAAAACUCACGGUACCGUUUUUACCGUUUUAUGUUAAUGUGCGAGUGGCGAUAUGUGUGAUAUCACAGAUACUGGGCUUUCUUGCUGUUGCCUUCGGCACAACACCAUGGAUAACUAUCAUGGGGGUUAUAUUGACUUCAUGUUCUUCAGGCCUUGGAGAAAUUACUAUACUUAGUCAUAGUUAUAAAUAUGGAAGAACAAGUAUAGCAGCAUGGUCAUCAGGAACUGGAGGUGCAGGAGUAGCUGGUGCCUUUUCUUACGCUGGCUUCAGGCUAAUAAUGACUACAGAAACAACAUUACUUGUAAUGUUGGUGGUACCUGUUACAGAAGCUAUUGCUUUCUGGUUAAUAAUGACUCGGCCAAAUGAAAAAUCAGUUCUUAAAUACGGAAUCAGCAGUCAAGAUGAAAUCAUCAAAGUACCGAAAAAAACAAUAAAAGAAAAAUUAUCACUAGUACCUGGUUUGAUGCCUUAUCUAAUCCCAUUGUUUCUUGUUUAUUUGUUUGAGUACUAUAUAAAUCAAGGAUUGCAUGAACUUAUACAAUUUGACGGUAUUUGGUUAAAUCACGCUGAACAAUACAGAUGGUACCAAGUUGAUUAUCAAAUUGGAGUUUUCAUUUCACGGUCAUCCGCAACAUUUUUCACUUUCAACAAAAUUUGGCUUAUGGCUCUCUUUCAAUUUAUUAAUAUCGUAAUAUUCACAACCGAGUCAAUACUUUUUUACAUUCCAAGUAUUUGGAUUGUUUUUGUUAUUACAUUUUGGGAGGGCCUUCUCGGUGGCGCAUCAUAUGUCAAUACCUUUUAUAAUAUGGGAGAAACGAUUCCAGAUAAAGAUUUGAAAGAUUCAUUGGGAAUCGUAUCAAUGGCUGAUUCGCUUGGAAUAGCAAUCGCCGGUGGAAUUGCUCUGCCAGUUCAUAAAGCAAUUUGUAGGCUUCCACGACCACAAUAUUAGGUUAGAUAAUUGUAAAUUUUUAUUAGGAAAAAUUCAUUAGGUUUUUUAUACCAAAUAUUUAAUAAGAAAAUUCUUUAUAACAUGGAGAGAAUUUCAUAAUAAAAUUUAGAUAGAAAUGACAGUAUAGUCGAAACUCCGAAAUAGGAGACAUUUCUCGAAAGUUUGUACAAAUUUAGUUCUUGCUCAUUAAUUAAAAUUAUAAGAGUAAUACGAAAUGGUGUAAAAAAAUAAGAUUACAGUGUUUAAAUUAUACGGAUAAAUAAUUUACACCUAGGAUUUUUUACUCCGUUAUUUUACACUACACGACCGUGUAAAGUUCUCGGGAGCCAUUUUCACAUCAAAAUUUUAUACAGUGUAGAGCUUGGACAACUAGCGCCAGUGGGA